UAGAGCGGACGGAGGGCCGUCGUUUUGUCUGGCGCACGACGGGGCUUUUAGCAAUAUGGCGAAGUGUGUCACGGGGGGCACGGUGAGACGUAGUGCCGUUUGAGAGGAUGACAAGUUCGCGGUAUGGGUUGAGAAUAAUGUAGCGGUGACGUGCGUAUCGUGCGAGAGUCCGACGUAAUCGUGCACGUAAACUGCGUCGUCGUCGAGCGGGUUGUGUGUUCGCCCCCGGUUACGGUGAUUACGGGAUACGAGAGUGUGCUGCGCGCCUUCGUCGUCGCCGCUGCCGCCGUCGCCGCCGGUGUGUGCAGAAGUCAUGGCUACGGAUAAAAUAAAGGUCGCCGUGCGGGUACGGCCGUUCAAUCGCAGAGAGCUGGAACUCGGUACGCAAUGCGUCGUCGAGAUGACGGGGCAGCAAACCAUCUUACAGCAUCCUACCACGAUGGACAAGAUCGAUCGGAACAAACCGAAGACCUUCGCGUUCGACCACUGCUUUUACUCCCUCGAGCCCGGGGUAGACAACUUCGCGAGCCAGGAGAUCGUCUUCGAUGCCCUGGGUCGCGAUAUCCUGGACAAUGCGUUUCAGGGUUACAACGCCUGCAUCUUCGCUUAUGGACAGACCGGCUCCGGGAAGUCUUACACGAUGAUGGGCAGUGGCGACAAUAAAGGGAUAAUACCGCGGCUGUGCGACAAUCUCUUCGACAUGAUAGCGAAGCAACAGAGUUCCGAACUCACGUACAAGGUCGAGGUGUCGUACAUGGAGAUUUACAACGAGAAGGUGCACGACCUCCUGGACCCGAAGCCGAACAAGCAGUCACUCAAAGUUAGGGAGCACAAUGUCCUGGGGCCCUACGUCGACGGGCUCAGUCAGCUGGCGGUUACUUCGUUCCAGGACAUUGAUAAUCUCAUGGCGGAGGGUAACAAAUCGCGAACGGUCGCGGCGACGAACAUGAACUCCGAGAGCUCCCGUUCGCAUGCCGUGUUCUCGGUAAUUCUCACGCAGACCUUAACGGAUUCGAAGAGCGGGGUCAGCGGGGAGAAGGUCUCGCGGAUGAGCUUAGUGGAUUUAGCUGGGAGCGAAAGGGCUGUGAAAACCGGAGCAGUGGGUGAUAGACUUAAAGAAGGAAGCAAUAUUAACAAGUCCCUAACGACGUUGGGUCUAGUCAUUUCGAAGCUGGCGGAUCAGAACUCUGGGAGCAACAAGAACAAGGACAAAUUCGUGCCGUAUCGAGAUUCUGUUCUUACGUGGCUCUUGAAGGAUAAUCUUGGUGGAAAUAGCAAAACCGUAAUGGUGGCCACAAUAUCGCCGGCCGCCGACAAUUACGAAGAGACGUUAUCGACCCUUCGAUACGCCGACAGGGCGAAGAGGAUAGUCAAUCAUGCUGUGGUGAACGAAGAUCCCAAUGCCAGGAUUAUUCGGGAACUGAGGCAGGAAGUUGAGACUUUGAAAGAAAUGUUGCUACACGCCACGGGCCAAGGAUCGAUCGUCGGUCAGCAACGCACAGACAUCACGGAGAAGCUGUCGGAGUCGGAGCGGUUGAUGAAGGAGAUGUCGCAGACGUGGGAGGAGAAGCUCGUCAAGACCGAGAGACUGCAGCACGAGAGGCAGCAAGCUCUGGAGAAGAUGGGAAUAAGCGUGCAAGCGUCUGGUAUUCAAGUGGAAAAGAACAAAUACUACCUGGUGAAUUUGAACGACGACCCGAGCUUGAACGAGCUGCUGGUUUAUUACCUCAAGGAGAGAACUCUCGUGGGCGGUCGCGCGGCCAAGAUCGAGCAGGACAUUCAGCUGCACGGCUUGGGUAUCCUGCCGGAGCACUGCGUCAUCACGAUAGAAGAAUCAGGCCUGUACAUGACGCCGUUGAACGGCGCUCGAUGUUUCGUGAACGGCACGCAAGUGGUGAGCAAGACCCCGCUGUUGCACGGCGACAGGAUCGUCUGGGGGAACCAUCACUUCUUCCGCGUGAACUGUCCGAGAAGCGCCACAGCGAUCAACAGCGAGCCUCAAACUCCUGCGCAGAACAUCGACUACAACUUCGCCCGGGAGGAGCUUAUGCUCAACGAGCUCUCGAACGAUCCCAUUCAGAGAGCCAUCGCGAGACUGGAGAAACAACACGAGGAAGAUAAGCAGGUCGCGUUGGAAAAGCAGAGGCAGGAGUACGAACGGCAGUUUCAACAACUGCGCAACAUACUGUCCCCUUCUACGCCCUACUCGCCGUACGUGCCGUACGACCCCCUGAGAGGCAGCCAGAGCGGAAAGCUCCCGGCUUGCACGCCGACCACGCAAAUGCGCGUCGAGAAGUGGGCGCAGGAGCGGGACGAGAUGUUCAAGAGGAGCCUGGGCCAAUUGAAGACGGACAUCUUGAAGGCCAACGCGCUCGUGCAAGAGGCUAAUUUCCUCGCGGAGGAGAUGGACAAGCAGACCAAGUUCAGCGUCACCCUGCAAAUUCCUCCGAACAACCUCAGCCCGAACAGGAAGAGUGUAUUCUUUCAGCGGGGCGCGUUCGUCAGCGAGCCCGCGAUUUUAGUGAAGAGAACGAAUACGGGUAGCCAAGUGUGGUCCAUGGAGAAACUAGAAAAUAAGUUAGUCGAUAUGCGGGACAUGUACGAGGAACGGAAAGAUCCUCACUGUCAGCGACUACCUGCUAUCAAGGACGAAGUGCCGGGGAAAACGCAGGAUCCAUUUUACGAAUCCCAGGAGAAUCACAAUCUGAUCGGCGUCGCCAAUAUUUUCUUAGAAGUGCUGUUUCACGAUGUACGAUUAGAUUAUCACACCCCGAUUAUUAGUCAGCAAGGAGAGGUCGCUGGUCGACUGCAGGUCGAGAUAAGUCGCAUAUCCGGACAGUUUCCCCAAGAUCGAAUUUGCGAGGCCGCCUCGGAGUCCUCCGCGGACUCAUCGACAUCCUCCGAGCCGGAGGAUUACUCGGGUUCCAGCCACAUCACCUGCCGCGUGACGAUAAAACAAGCCACCGGCUUACCGCUCUCGUUGAGCCACUUUGUGUUUUGUCAGUACAUGUUCUGGGGCCAUUCCGGGCCGAUAGUGGUCCCGCCUGUGGUGAACGCCGAGCUGCCCAACUCCAAUUGUAUCACCGGGCAGAGGGACUCCCUGGCAUUCAAGUUCGAUCACACGAAGGACUUCACUGUGCCCAUCACGGAGGAGUUCAUCGAGCACAGCGCUGAAGGAGCCUUGAGCAUAGAAGUAUGGGGCCACCGAAGCGCUGGUUUUUCGCGCAGCAAGCCCGGAUGGGAGGUGGAACAGCAGCAAUUGGCGAAAGCCAGAUCGCUCGCCGACCGGUGGUCGGAACUGACAAGGAAGAUCGAACUGUGGGUGGAGAUACAAGAGCUCAACGAGCAAGGGGAGUACUCGCCCGUCGAAGUCGCGGUGAAACAGGACACGUGCACAGGCGGCAUUUAUCAGCUGCGGCAAGGCCAACAACGUCGGAUACAAGUCCGAGUGAAACCAGUACAAAAUUCCGGAACCCUACCGAUAAUCUGCCAAUCGAUAUUAAAUAUAGCCGUCGGGAGCGUGUCCGUGCGGAAUCGACUGCAAAUCCCAUUAGAUAGUUACCAAGACGAGGACCUGAGUAUACUGAGGGAAAAGUGGAGCGACGCCCUGAUGAGAAGGAGACAGUACCUCGAUCAACAGAUUCAGAAGCUCAUCAAUAAGCAAGGUAAAACGGAACAAGACAUAGAACGAGAGCAAAGUCUCGUGGAUCAGUGGGUCAGUCUGACGGAGGAGCGGAACGCCGUCCUGGUUCCUGCGGCGGGUUCUGGUAUCCCCGGUGCUCCCGCCGACUGGAAUCCUCCCUCAGGAAUGGAACCUCACAUCCCUGUGUUGUUUCUGGAUCUCAAUGCUGACGACCUAUCGACGCAUCAGUCGGGAGAAGAAGUAUCGGUGACAGGAUUGAACUCGAUCCUGCCCAAGGAGCACGGAAACAAGUUUUAUAAUCUACCGAUCAUCCGACACCUGGAGAAAGACGUAUGUGCCAUCGCCGCUUGGGACUCCAGCAUACACGACAAUGUGCAUUUGAAUAGAAUAACCGAUGCGAACGAGAGGGUGUUCCUGAUUCUGAAGACUACCGUUCGUCUCUCGCAUCCGGCACCGAUGGAUCUUGUGCUGCGCAAGAGACUGGCUUUAAACAUAUACAAGCGGCAGAGCAUCACGGAUCGAAUUUUCAAGAGGAUCGUCCGCACCGACUGCUUAGCGCAAACCGGCGUCACCUAUGAAGUGGUUUCCAACAUACCAAAGGCAAGCGAGGAGCUGGAGGAUCGCGAGAGUUUAGCGCAGAUUGCCGCCAGCGGGGAAGAUAAUAGUUUGUGCGACGGAGAAACUUACAUAGAGAAGUAUACCCGUGGCGUAUCCGCUGUCGAGAGUAUAUUGACGUUGGACCGAUUACGACAAAGCGUCGCUGUGAAAGAAUUGUUACAAGCACAAGGACAGCCACUGAUGCGGAAGACCGCAAGUGUUCCAAACUUCUCGCAGAUUAUGAGAUUCGACACGUCGAUGGACUCGUUGAACGUCACGCGCUCGGAAAGUGUAACUGAUCUCAACACGGAAAUGAAUGGCCUCCCGCACGCGCGACGUGCGUCCACCGGUCACGCGAGAAACGACGAAAACUUCAUAUCUGCGCCGCCGAAGCCGUUUGGAAUCGGCUCCAUUCUGAACUCAGCGAGACCAACUUUCCUGAAUCUGAACCUGAAUCUCAACUCAUUGACUCGUCUUCAACAAUCUACCUCUGCCAAGUCAUCUCCGAACAUGGUCGGUAGCAAGCUGGGUCUUCGUAUGACCACGUUGCAUGAGGAAACGUCGAAUGUGGGUAAUCAAGCAUCCACUCCGAUCAACGACGACGAUGAGGAGAAGAGCGACGCCGACUAUUCUGAAUACGACGCAUAUCAGGCCCCACCGAAACCGGUGAAACCGCUACCCGCUUCACGCACACUGGACUCUUUGGUCGAGCUGCAAUCGACGAAGAUCAACACGCCUAGCAUGAGCAGCAGCGGUUACGGCUCUCAAGCCGUGUCCACGACGAAUCUAACGUCGGAGGACUCCAUCUCCAUCAAGUCCAUCAGCGUGGACGAGACUCCGGACCUAGAGUACCGUAAUCUCCUCGAUAACAAGAAACCCGAGAAGAUGGACAGUUCCCUCGUCGAGGAAACGCCCGAGGAAUACCUGGGGGAAGUGAACUCCGCGUUGGACAACCUGAACGUCGUCUCGCCGGACGUUUGCACAGACGAGCACAGUAGGAAGAAUCUAGAAGAGUCAACAGGGGCGUACGCGGAUACUGACAUCGAGAGCCCGGUCUCCUCCACGAAGAGCGAGAGCGACACCAACAGCAACGUGACUCACCACGUCGAGACGCAGAGAACAAGCGCACACGAUCAGAUCCUCGACGACAGAAGGAAAAACGAGAUGGAGAUCAGCCAGACGUCCAAUUCCGGGGACGACAGUCCUAUGGAAGGAACUUCCGUCGUACACACCAAACUGCCACCUGGCAAGGUCGUGCGAAGAAGAAAGACUUCUAGUGGUACAGGAAGGCCUACCAGUUCGCAGCAUAGAGCUUCGUUUCCUAUGGUCCGUCCACAACUUUCUGAGAGUAAGGCUGCAGCACGUUUGGAACAAACGCUACAACCUAGUAUGCCAUAUGAAAACGGCGACAAUAGUUCUUCGGAGAGAAUCGACGCAGACGACGUCAGCGAUAAAAGUUCGGCUUUCGGUUCGAGGCACGAUCUGACGCGAGUGGAAACACCCUUACCGGGCUGGGUCGUCAUCGGUGAAUCCGUUUUGGUUCGUCCUUACAAUUAUUCCGGGGUGAUAGCGUAUAUCGGCACCACAGAAUUCGCAUCCGGAACCUGGAUAGGGAUUGAACUUGACGCUCCAACCGGCAAGAACGAUGGUGCUGUUAACGGUCACAGGUACUUCACGUGUCGGUCAAAAUGUGGUAUAUUCGUCAAGGUGGACAAAUUGAUACAAGACAGACGAAUCGGAAGAGCGCUCAGGACCUACACGAAGCAGGAAACCGUGCCGGCACCAUCCGCGUCUAUGCGCAGGAGCGUUAGCAAGGGCGAAGGGUUACAUUCCUUGCACCGAAGUCGCAGCCGAGGGGAGGGCCUCUCCACAACAGGUACACGUUCUUUUCCACGCGGCAAGUAAACGGAUCACACACACAUACACGAGAAACACACAUAUACGGAGAGAGAGAGAGAGAGAGAGAGAGAGACACUGCUUCACCAUACUUCGUGUUGAUGAGGGGGAAAAAAAA
Dinoponera quadriceps is the source of this 6254-nucleotide messenger RNA. It is a transcript of the gene Khc-73, whose product is annotated as kinesin-like protein KIF13B. Gene Ontology annotation, biological process: microtubule-based movement; cytoskeleton-dependent intracellular transport. The record is from RefSeq and is a predicted model, not a curated record. Gene Ontology annotation, molecular function: microtubule motor activity; microtubule binding; ATP hydrolysis activity. The transcript is spliced from 29 exons. Gene Ontology annotation, cellular component: kinesin complex; microtubule. The coding region runs from base 314 to 6145 and encodes 1943 amino acids. NCBI's taxonomy places the organism in Eukaryota, Metazoa, Arthropoda, Insecta, Hymenoptera, Formicidae.